ACCUAAUUUUAAUAUGUCAGUAUGAUUCCACACCUCAACAUAGAGAAAAAUAAAUAAACCCUUUUUGCUUAGAAACGUGUGUUGUUUUUGAUAAGUCAUGUACCUCCCACAUGUUGAAAACCCAGAACGGAAGACGAUUCUUACGUCUGUUAGAGGAAUUUCUGUGCAAGGGGAAUAUUCUAGAUCGACGAUAGAUUCGAUUUCUGAUGCUUUAAGGAAGAUUCUAGACCAUGAAAGCGAUAUUAAAAUACGCAGCAAGAAGCUAAUUGCUAAUCUCGACAUGUUGAAGCAUCUGACAAACAGCGCUGAUAUUCAUGUUCACUAUAUUGAUGAGGACUUCAAGAAGAUUCAGGCGGACAUAGGGGAUAUUUACGUGUCAAGUGAGGACGACUUAAGUCGAUCUGGGCACUCUCAAACAGAAAAAGAACAUAUUUGCGAAGCAGUUGCAAAACUGAAAGAGUCAGUGAUCGCUAAUGAAAUCUCAACCCUCGAUAAGAUUUUUUCAAAAGGCGUCCUCUUGAGCAAUGUUUACGCGACGAAUCUGAUUUGUAUCCCAAUUAUGAAUGUGACGAAAGAUCGAUGUUAUAUGGUAAUCGAACUUAAUCGCGAAAAUAACAAACCAUAUAGCCAGGUUGAUAUUAAAUUAGUCAAUUGUGCAGCGGAAUGGAUAGCACUUAGUAUAUCGCAGAAGGAAGGACAACGUCUUAACGAAGGAAACUUCACCCUUAAUAUGAAGUUGAGGAGUUAUGUGGAAAAUUAUUUUCUUGGGAGAAUUGAACAUAUUGAGUUCAUUUCAAAGGUCAUGUUGCUUACAAAAAACAUCAUUGGAAUUUCAAGAGUGUUCUUCUAUACCACCCACACACGAAUAAAUACAUACAAUUCUUAUGCUGACCUGUAUGAAGACGUGAUGACACCGACUGGAUUUAAAAUGGUCAAACAUCCACAACAAUUUAAACUUCAUAGAGAGAAGGGUUUGGCUUCUUAUGUAGUUAGAACCGGUUUGCCAAUAAAUUACACAUAUGCCGCUGAUAAUGCUAUCCGUUUGGAUGCAGAAAUUCAAAAAGUCUUUCAUUUUCCACUGAAGAACAGUUUGUGCAUGCCAGUGAAAUAUAAUAAUAAUGUGAUCGCCGUUAUACAAUUAUUAAAUAAGAAAGAUGACAAAGACUUCACUGAAUAUGAUGAGAUUAUACUGGAGAGGAUAUGCAUGUAUGUAUCGUUGGUCCAGCAUUUCGAAAAGAUCAAGGAAUUAUGCGAACUUGAGUAUGCCAGAUGCGAGAUAAUUGAAGAUCAGAUUGGAUACCAAUUGACAACACUCGCGACCGUUCCGCUUUAUAUUAAACUUACCGAAGCAGAUCUCCCAGAAGGAUUCAACGACUUUGCCUGGUAUCCUGAAAAGAAUGAGGAGAUGUUGGUACCGUGGUUUUUCUACAUGUUCAAGGCAACAUGCAGCGAUAUGAUAAGAGACGAAGAUGAUCUCUACGAGUUCAUCGUUAAUAUUAUGAAAUGCCACAGGGCCCUACCUUUUCGUAAUUUCUUGCACACUUUUGAUGCACUACAUCUUUUGUACUGCAUAGUUCAACGAGUGGGCGAAAGAUUGACGAAGCUAGAGACUUUUGCUCUGUUUUUGGGUGGAUGUUGCGAUGGCUUAAAUUCAGAGGGAUUUUCUUCACAAUAUUAUACUGUGAUUAAUCACCCAAUAAUACGAAUUUACGAUCCGCCUCAUUUUCGAAACUUUCAACUUUCUUUCUUAAAACGACUGUUGACUAUGAAUAAACUCCUUGACCACCUAAGCGAAGAUGACCGAAAUAAGUUAAUGAAAUUAUGUGGCGAUGCCGUGGUCAAUUUAAGCUCAUCACACGGAGGGAAUUCAUCUGUGAAACUAAAAAAGAUUUUGGAUGAGGGAAAAUUUGAUGACGAGAAUCCACAACAUCGAUCGUAUCAAUUAACACUAUUAAUGCGUUGUGCAUGUAAAGGUCGAGUAGCGAAACCAUUCCGUAUUGCUAAGCGACUCUGCGAAGAUAUCUAUCGAGAACUAUAUGCUCAGGGCGAUUACUUCAAAACAAUGAAACUAAUUCCGCCAACUUGGAUGGAUCGCCAGAAUGUCCUUAGUAUACCCGAAAAUGAAGUAGAAUACAUAAAAGUUAAAUGUUUGCCCAUCUACGAGCUCUUGAAAAGGAUGUUUCCAAGUACCGCGGAACUCUAUAAUUUAGUCAGAGAACUCCAAAAAGCUUGGAAGUUGAUGAUCGAACUUCGUUAUAAGAAGGCAUGGAAUCCAGACGAGAGUAUUGGGAAGGGACUAGAGGACACAACAAGAUGAAGUGGAACGACGCUGCCUUACUUCAGACGUUAUCAUUUGUUCUGAUUAAUAUGUGGACAAUCUAUUUAUCUGAUUUUGACUUUCAUUGCUUACUGAUGAAGUUUGAUUGAAAUUUGUUUUGAAGUAAUUCAAUUAUUUGGCUUUAGACAUUAAAAUUCGCCAAAAUUAAA
Molecule: messenger RNA, 2487 nt
Organism: Hermetia illucens (black soldier fly)
Lineage: Eukaryota; Metazoa; Arthropoda; Insecta; Diptera; Stratiomyidae
Product: cAMP and cAMP-inhibited cGMP 3',5'-cyclic phosphodiesterase 10A-like
Exons: 11
Coding region: 98-2317 (739 amino acids)
Biological process (GO): signal transduction
Molecular function (GO): protein binding; 3',5'-cyclic-nucleotide phosphodiesterase activity
Source: RefSeq, a predicted model, not a curated record